Messenger RNA from Alosa alosa (allis shad), 1039 nucleotides. RefSeq lists its product as uncharacterized. NCBI's taxonomy places the organism in Eukaryota, Metazoa, Chordata, Actinopteri, Clupeiformes, Clupeidae. The transcript is spliced from 4 exons. Bases 344 to 1039 code for a protein of 231 amino acids. The record is from RefSeq and is a predicted model, not a curated record.
GAUACUCAGUGAAUGAAGUACAAUGGAGUAUUAUCAGAGACUUUCUAAUGUGGAGAAAUAGACCCAUUUACAUCCGACGUCAGCAAAUAUUUGCGCGCGCAUUUUGGCAACAGAAGUCGUGUUAUUUUCCAGCAGUUCUGAUUGAGGAAGAGGAGGUAGCAACCAGUUAGUAGGUAUUCACGAACUGUAUAAGGCAUCAACAUGUCAGGUUGUUGCGUGUACGGUUGUACUAACCGCUAUUCAACCAGUGGACUUAAGUUUUAUAGGAUUCCGACAGGACCACGACCAUUUCAGAGCAACCGAAGGCGUCUGUGGCUGCAAGCUAUUAAACGUGUGGACUGGAAUGAGGACAUCAUCAAAAAUGCUCGUGUCUGCGGCGCCCACUUUAUAUCAGGCGAGAUGUCAUUGGACUCUAGUAGUCCUGAUUUUGUGCCAUCUGUGUUUACAUACACAAAACAAAGCCAGAACCCAGGUGCAAAGAUGGACAGGUACACACAGGAAAAGGAGGAGAGAAGACGGACCUAGUGCUGCAGCAAACCAACGUGCUCCUUCUGAAACUCCAGAACCUCCAGAACAAGAAUGCAGCAUGGAUCAUUGUCCUGCUGAAGAGGACAUCCCAGUUCCAAGGAGAGAAUAUGAUGAUCUGAACCUGAAAUACUGUCAACUUCAGGAGGACUAUGUCAACCUGCGACAGGAAUUGGAGACACUACGAGCAGAAAAUGUAAAGCUGAAAGAGGAUCUACACAAAUCUACAUUCUCCUACACCACUGUUAAAUGCAACAUUACACAAUUGCUUUUUCUCACAGGACUGACCUCUGUAGUCUUUGAGUGGCUGAUUACCAAAAUAAUGGGCAGCGUAGAGAGAAUUCACAACAAACUUACAGUAGAGGACCACCUAUUGAUUAUAUUGAUGAAAUUAAGGUUGGGCCUAUGCAAUACUGACUUGGCUUAUAGAUUUCAGGUAUCAAAAACCACCAUAUCAAAUAUUUUUAUGGAGCUGGGUCCCUGCUAUGGCCUUCAUCCUCAAGCCACUCAUUAA